Molecule: messenger RNA, 2982 nt
Organism: Portunus trituberculatus (swimming crab)
Lineage: Eukaryota; Metazoa; Arthropoda; Malacostraca; Decapoda; Portunidae
Product: death domain-associated protein 6-like
Exons: 12
Coding region: 279-2492 (737 amino acids)
Molecular function (GO): histone binding
Source: RefSeq, a predicted model, not a curated record
GUUCAUGACAAGCUGGCAACUGUUGUGGUUGUUAUUUUGACGUUGUUUGGCGCUCAACACACGUCGAACCAAGGACGGUCUCUUGCUAUCUACAUAACUUCACAGAAACUGUCUGAUAGCGGGGAAUGUGGCUACGUGAGGCUGCAUAGAAAUACAGAUGGAAUGAAAACCCCCAGGAUGGAAGCAUCAGUGUAGCGGUGUUGUCGCAUGAAUCUAGCGGUGUAGAGUUGACGUGCAGCGAGGACUGUUGUAGCACUGCGUGUUUGAAAACCUACAUAAUGGCGGCAACUGAGGUGGUGGAACUGUCUUGCUCCGAUGAUGAAGACUUCCAGGAACCAGUCAGGAAGCCAAUUGGUUGGAACUACCAGCUGGGUGCUACAAAGACACAGCAGAAUAAGCCCAGAGCUAAUGGGACAUCAGCUACAAUGGCACCAGCACCUGCAACAAAAGCAGAUGAUGACGAUGAUGAUCUGGAGAUUAUUGAGAUAAAUAUAGACCCCAAGAAUAAUCAGAGUGGGAUGCCGUCAUCCAGUAGCCGCUCGGAGAUACGCAAGCAGGUCCGUAAUGCUAGUCAGUCUUCCAUCUCUGAUUUCUUCACCAAGAAGAAAAGUUCACCAGAAGACACAAGUGAAAAGAAAGUGAAAAAGAAAAUAAAAGAAAGUAAGAGUGAGGAGAGAGAAGAGAAGCAGGAAGAGAAUGACAGGAGUACAGCCACUUUGGAGGAGUUCAUAAGGCGAUGGGAAGAGAUAAAGAUCAGCAAAGAUGACGAGAAGAUCCGAGACAAGCUUUGGAAGCACUACCACCUCGCUCAAACAUCCUACACCCAUUCUAAGAAGUUCAUUCAGAUCAUUGAGGCAUCAACACGCAAGCUUACCAGUGGCAACAUAUAUGUUGUAAUAAAAGACAUACUGGACUGUCUGAAGCAGUACAAAGACAUGCCCUACAGACAAAAGGGAAGUGAAGCAGAGUCUGCUGGAACCUCCAGGGAAGGAACUCCAACACCCACUGAACCAGAGAACAGCAAAGUAAACAAACGGCUUAGGAAAGUGGAGAAGAAAAUGGAGGAAUUGGCAAAAAAAAUAAAAGAAUUGGAGAACCAGGAAGUGGAUUUGGAUGAUGAUGAUAAUUCAGCAUAUCUAGUGGAAGAUAGAAUAAAGCGGCAGUUUGCAAAGUUACACGACUAUUAUUGCCGUGUAGCUAACUGUUCAACUGCCAUUGGUCGGCCCAUUGAGAAGAAGUUCAGAUACAAAGGUAGUCGCUGGGUUGAAAUAAAUAAAAGAAUAACAGCAUGGGUGAACAAGUACAAAGAAUUCCCUGACUAUGUGGACAUCCUGAACCUGGUGAAGAAAGUAACCAAGCAGAGCAACCUGCCCCUCAGGCCAGAGACUGUGCGGGUGCAAGCUCAGGAGAUCUUCAGAGAUGUGGGGAAGAUACUGAAGUAUAGACGGGAGAGUGACGACUUGUACAGUAUAUACUCCUAUGUGGAGGAAGAAGGCGAAGACCCAGCCAAACAGGAUGAGGCCUUGGACCAACAACUGAAGGAAAAUGAGAAGAUUGCCUCAGAGAACCUGAAUAAAGUUUUCCAAGAUUUUGUUGAGAAAGAUGGGCAGCAGCAGGAGUCAGCAGAUGUUGACACAAAGACAGCUUCAGAUAAAACACAAACAAAAAAUAGUCCAGUUAAGGAUGUUUUAAGUACUACAGAGUGCAAGGUGGAGGAGGAGGAGAAGACAGUUGCAACAGAGAGUGAGAGUAAAGUUAAGGAAGAGGUGAAGGUUGGGUCCAUAGCUGAACUGGGAGUGACUUUGAAAAGGAUUAGUGAUAACUGUACAGAGAAUGGUGAUGAUGAAACAGCAGAAAAUCACGAUGAAUAUAUUGUCAGUGAUGCAGAGGAAGGUACAUCAACUGAGGACCAUUCAAUGAGUGAUAGUGAAGACAAUGAUGAUGACGACACAUCAGUUGAAGAAAAUGAAGAGGAUGAGAGACGGGAUACUAAAGAAGGGAACACUCAUGAUGUAGGCAAGGCAGAAGAGGAAUUAGAUGAUGGGGAUGAUACAGAUGAUGAUUUGAAAGCUGUCCUCGCCAGUGCUUGUAUAGACGAGGAAGAGGAAGACUCAGAGGAAGACAUAUCUGUCAUAGAUACCGAGGAGUUUCUUGAGCUGGAGGGCAGCGGUGGCGAGGGUAGCAGCAAGAACUCGAUGUUGUGUCUGGAUGAAAACAGCCAGGAAUGCACUGCCACUGUAGAGAAUGACACACAGGAAUGCAAUCCCAUUACAUCUACUGCUCAGAACAACAACAACCAUGUCCCCACCACACACAAUGAAGAACAAAACUGCACAGAACAACACUCCAGUACCACCACCAGUGUUGCUACUCCACCCAAAGCAUCGGUUGAUACCAGAACCACCAGCCCCACAGAGGCAAAACAACAUGAGAAACGCAAGUUGGACGAGAGUUUAUCACCCUGCAAAAAAUUAUGUGUGUCAGAUGCAUAGCUGAGGAAUGGGGAGUCUUGUAACUAACUUUUUUAUCAGCCAACUUAAACCAAGUAUAGGAAUACCAGUUUCAAUGAUUAUAUUUAUCUUAAUUAAAAGUUUUUUUUAUAAGUAUAGAUGAAUAUGUAGUAUGCAUUAACUCAGAGUAUUUUUCUUCAAUAACUACUACUUUGUGAAAUUUCCAUCCUUUCUUAUUCUAACACUAUUGCUUUGUUUAUUGAAAUCUUGGCCCCACCCAAUACAUGUGCUCCUUCAUCCUUCAUCAUAUUCUUUCACCUUCCAAGUGGUUUUCAGCUACCACUAGGACAUUCAAUGUCAUUUACAUCCUUUCAUCCCUUCACUAUGGCCUAAACACUUCAGUGGCCAUUUGUUUAUUUUGUUUAUCUUUAUUUAUUUGUUUUUCUAAAUUAAUUUAUAUUUUUCAACAUUUUUGUUGGAGUUCUUCAACUUGUUCCUUGAGUAGCACUAAAUAGAGUAAUUGCCAUGAGUU